Amoebophrya sp. A25 is the source of this 3158-nucleotide messenger RNA. The record is from the annotation of a GenBank genome assembly. NCBI's taxonomy places the organism in Eukaryota, Dinophyceae, Syndiniales, Amoebophryaceae.
CCUCGUUCUUCCAAAGGAGAUGAGGCAAGAAAGAAGCAUCACCGCGGUCCACACCGUCUUGCUUCGUCUUCAUUGAGCACGCCUAGCAGCGUUCUGCUUCCUGGAAGCACCCCCUCGUCUGCCUCCAUGUCAAGAAGUGCAGCAUUAAACGCAGCGCGGAUUAUGCGGCAUCACCAUCAGCAAUUCCAUCCCCGUCAGAGAUCUCCUAGGAGUAACCUUUUUUCAGCCAUGCAUCAUCCGGGCUCGCGUGGUGCACCAUCCUCGUCACGUCAACAUGCAACUAUGACAUCGACCGCUCUUUCACCAACAAGCGCGCCCAAGGCGCUUCGCGAGCCUCCGCCAUUAGACCUGCUCGCGUCCGCCGACAUGAGCAAACUUACAACGACGAGCCGCUCGGCGCGUGGACCCCCCGGUCAGCCCAGUUACAUCGCACCCAACUACUUCAACAUUCUAGCCACCGUUCACGAAUCAGAGAUGCAAACAAGCGGCUCUGCCUCAGCACCUCCUCGCUCCGGAAGUCUCGCGGGGCCAUCGUCAGGCGUUAGUGCGCCUUGUAGCAGCGCGCCAGCGAUCGAGUUGAAUGAUGCAGCUGCUGGAGGGAAUAGUGCGUUACGGCAACUCACCCCGACACUUGCGUUAAUGCCGGAUCCCGAUGACCACGAAGCCACACCACCAGGAAAGGGAAAGAUGAUUGAAUCAGUGGAUGACGAGAAGGAGAACGUGAGCAUGUUGGACGUUGAAGAAGUAAAGAGCAACGACCUUUCUCGAGGUUCCUCACCCAGUGCAGGAGAGCGGGAAGUAAAGGAAGGUGCAUUGUCUGCGCUCGAUAAAAGCAAGAGCAUUAGCUCAUCGAGCGGAAAUCUAAUGGCAAGAGCAGAGUCGUUUCCAACCUUCGAUACCACACCCAACAUGAACGAUGAAGAACCAUCACUGGAUGCCACUUUGCAGUAUCUUUCUGGUUGGGCCGCUGCUGCGAUGGGCGGCCUCCUUGCGGCCGACGGUGCGCCUGACUCCGUAUGCGACGACACGCGAAUAGCUCCAGCUACAGCGGAUGCUGUUGGCACGGCGGCCUUAGCGCAAUUAGCGUCGACUGCUAGUGCUACCGCUUCUGCAGGUCACAGUGCGACGGCGUCCGCGGUGCGCGCAGGUGCGUCAGCAGAACCAAGCACUCACCUUCCCUGUGGGCUUCUCAACGAUGGAUACUACGAGCGAUUUUUCUUCGAGGUCGAGUUUCUCGGCCGUGGCAGUUUUGGGCACGUCUUUCAUUGCCGGCAUAUGAUUGACGGUGAAACACUGGGCGACUUUGCGUUGAAGAAAGUGGCUGUAGGAGACGAUCGCACUUGGCUGCGAAAAAUAAUCCGCGAGGUGAAGGCGUUUGAAAGGUACAAUUUGGUUUCGAAUUCUUUCUUCUGCGUAGAUUUGCUUUACGCACGACAAGAAGAGUAGUCCAAUGCUAGCACUAGAAGGAGUUCUUUCUCGUUCCAGAGUGAAUGAUGGAACAUUUGUCUAAUCGUAAAAUUGCACGUCUUAGUGCAGCAACAUCAGGAUCGAAAUGGGAAUACUGUCUUAUCAUCAUGACGACUUCGACUUUGCUCUUUUCUAAUAAAGUAAAAGUUGUCGCAGUCCCAGUCGCUUUCAUCCACAAAUAACAUGAACAAUUAAUCCCCAGGUUAAACCACCCGAACGUGGUUCAGUAUAAGCAUUCGUGGCUAGAAAACUGGCAAGCGAACCCUUGGUGUCCGCGGGUUCCGUUUCUGUUCAUUCUCAUGCAGUAUUGCAGUCGCGGCAGUUUGCAAGAUCUGAUCGAUCGGAGCUGUGGAGCAGAUCGCGGUGGGCUUCCCGUGAACAUGAUUUUCCCUCUUCUUGACGACAUCCUCUCCGGUAUUCACUAUCUGCACACACAAGGCGUCUUGCAUCGUGACCUAAAGUGUGAAAACGUGCUGCUGCAUUGCGAGGGACCUCUGAAAACGACACGGGCGCUACUCACCGACUUCGGGACCGCGGAAUGGAAAACAGCGGCAUUCAGCGUAGGGGUUGAUGUUGAGGAGGCGCACAACUUGGCCAGCACAUCUGACAAUCACCAUGCGCGAGGAUCCUCAUCUACUUCAACUGCACAAAAUACGACUGCGCCUGCACAACAGAUCGGUGCUCUUCGAGGCAAUGCUGCUACUUCGUCUGGCAACAAUCCGUCACGACCAGGAGGGAUCGCAAAUGGACAACCCGGUUCGUUGAGACCGGAUACUACCCGGAGUAGGUCUCCCCUUCGAGAGCGGCGGUCACAGCAAGCCGGGACGGGAUCGAGCAACUUUGGCACGACAGAGUACAUGGCACCUGAGGCAUUCCACUCCGUGGACCCCUUCUAUGAUGAAAAAUCCGACAUGUGGUCUCUGGGCGUCCUCUGCUACAACAUGCUUUUCGGCAAACUUCCAUUUUUCGGCAAUUCACCGCUAGCAACUCGACUCUUGAUCGAAAAAUUUAGUCGGGGUGAGCUGCUACCAGCAGAUCUACAGGCCCGGCCAUCGGGCGACGGACAAAGCGGCUCCCUUAUCCUCACUGCCUUAGUGUUCACGCUUCUGCAACCAGAGGGAGCGCGUCGGCCGAGUGCGAUCGAUGUAUUACGAAACGACGCCUAUUGCAAGGCCCGCGACAGGGCGGCGGCGGCCGAAUUCGCAUUUGAGUCUUCACGCGAGCGAAGUGGCACAGGCCAAGCGAGUGAUCGGAAGCGCCCCCUUCCGAUAACCACGACGAGUGAGGCCACUAGCUAACAAACGGGGCUUCAAAUGCCAGAAUCAACGUUGCUUGGAAUAACGCACUCAGAAGGCAGACUUCUCUUUUUCAUAAACACAAAUCGGCUUCGGCAUGUAUGAAUGUGACCCUGUGUAAAAAUAUCCAGCAAUUGAUUCAUCAACAUCAUCAUUUUCAUUUUCACAUAUUCAUAUAUAAAUUAUGCUUUCCAUGACGACAACAUCGAAAUUGCUUGACGCUGUUGCUUUGACCAAGCACAUCAAUGAGUCGCAAUCUUGCGACAAUCAAAAACUUAUACUCUUAUCCCUAUCGAUUCCUGCUGCUCACCGAUCGAUGUCCAAAGAGAAACACAUAAGUAGCUAGGCGCAAAAUCGCCACUGAGGUUCAGGUGAUUGAAGUCAACGUGUUUCAAG